CAGGGGGCAUUGGGAUUGAUAGGGAUGUUUCCAUCAUGGCGGCUUCCAUUUCAGGUUAUACUUUCAGUUCUGUGUGUUAUCACAGCGCUAAUAGCAACUCGGAUCAUGAGGGCUUCCUAUUAGGAGACGUAAGACAAGAAGAAACUGUCAGCAUCAGUGAUGCGCAGAUUAGCAAUGCAGAGCUGCUGCAGGUAGUAGAAAUCCAUAACCAUGAUCCUUGUGCACAGUUGUUUAGCUUUUAUGACUACGCAGGUAAAGUCAAUGAAGAAAAUCUCAACAGCAUCCUUAAAAAUAGACGAAAAAAUGUUAUUGGUUGGUACCGGUUCCGGAGGAAUUCGCAGCAACAGAUGUCUUUCAGGGAGCAGAUUAUCCACAAACAGCUCACUCAGCUGCUUGGUGUGCCCGACCUCGUCUUCCUUCUUUUUAGCUUCAUCUCUACUGCCAAUAGCUCUACACAUGCACUGGAGUAUGUGCUCUUCAAACCUAACCGCAGUAGGUACAACCAGAGGAUAACCCUCACUAUUCCAAACCUUGGCAACACAAACCAGCAGGAAUACAAAACCUCUUCGGUACCCAACACUUCACUCAACUACGCAAAGGUCAUCAAAGAGCAUGGGGCGGAGUUCUUUGACAAAGACGGUGUGAUGAAGGACAUCCGAACAAUAUUCCAAGUCUAUAGUGCACUACAAGAUAAAGUCCAGGCUGUGUGUGCGGAGGUAGAACAAAGUGAACGUAUUAAAGAGAAAAUUCAGCAAGAUGUGAAUAAACUGAAACAACAAAUUGCUCUCAGGAAGCGAAUGGCAGCAGAAGAGGAGAGAAGGCGCAUUGAAAACUCUCAAUCCACUGAAGUGGAGAACACAGAACCUUGCGAGGCUUCUCUUCUAUCCAGGAUAAAUUUUGAAGCCCCCUCCGCCCCAGAGCGGCCCAGUACCUCACCAAACCCACCUUCCUACACUGACCUCUUGUCCCAGGAUGACAAUCUGCUCUGCUCCUCGUCCCCACCAACCAGUGCUGCUCUGUUGCCCCGGCCCCAAGCCGUGGGCUCUCCAGGACACCCUACCCCUGUCCYGCUGGGGACGGACCUGGGUCUCGGCCUCAGGCUGGGCAUGGGCCUCAACGCCAAUUUGAAUCCCGUUAGCACUCCCAGCACCCCGUACCUCGGCAACGGUGACGGCUCAAGCUCCGAUUCAUUAGAUAGACAAGCUGCCGGGCAAGAAGAUGACGACGACGACGAUGAAGAGGAUGACGAAAAUGAUGAAGAUGAGGAUAGCAGUGAAUAUGAGAACUUAGUAAGUGAAGGAACUCGUUUAGCUAUGGUCUCAGCCGGCGUUUUAGCUCAUGGUCGACCCGCUGCCCUCAGCCCCGAUGGGGACGCUCGUGGCUCACAAAUGACAUAGAAACACGCCACAGGACGUGAGAAGGACAUAAAUAGCGAACACCUUGAGAGGUGGGCAUCUGAAGCAAUCAAAGAUAAGCAAAUGUAGACAAAAGAAGUGCCAGUCCUGAAAGUGAAAGGCAUGUGCAAGUGGUGUCCCGCUGUGUCAUUCUUGUCGUCUUAGUCAGAUCUCCAUUUUAAGGGGAAACCUUACCAGGCUUUGCAGGUUCAUCUCACUGGGCUUUAAACUCGUMUGUUUUCAUAUUCUCUCAGAACUGAGGUUGAUCAUGGUACGUAAGUUGUGGGUCUGUCUCGUUCCCAAGUCAGAUGUGAAUUUUACAGACCAAUUUAUGCCAGCUGGUUGGCAGACUUGAUUUUGAAAAGACAAGCCACAUGUUUUUUUAUGUUUUAUGUCUGCAUCUUUUUGUCUCACAUUUGCAUCACAAACUUUAAUCUCCCUUUCUUGCAUUACCUCUUGCACUGUAUUAUGUUUUCUGAGCAGUCCCUUUAAAACCGUAAAGGGAAGAAACUCGGCAGUCUUUGGUCUUUGUGGUUACUAACUUUAUUUCUGAAAUGAUAUACAUAUAUAUAUAAGAUUAUUUUAUGUUGGACUCCAUCUUUCACAGUUUUGAAGAAAUAAAUCAAACAGUUGUCUAUUUAAAUAAUGAAAAAUAGAAGCAAAAUUGACUCUGCCACUUCUCUAAUGGGUACUUUAUGUAUGCAUAUGUAUGUUACAUUACCUGUUAAUCUAAUUUGAUUUAUUAUGGAGUCAGUGUCCUUCUUUUCUAUGGUUAUAUUUAAAUUAUAUGCACUUUGCUGCACUUAACAAAAUUGAAGAUCUUUACUUUCUUGUAUUAUACCAAUGGUGACAUUGUGCCACUUGUCCUCUUUAAUCAUCCUGAGCCAAAUUCAGCAUUUUUUUUCUUUGCAUUGUAUAGGGUUCACAGUUCCAACACAGUGUACUGUAGCUUUACUAACCAGAUGUUUAAAGGUCCCUUUGCUGCUGCAACACAGAAUUACUACUAAACGUUGCAAUUGUCUGUUCUUUUUCAUAUAAAAUAUGGCUGCUACUUUCAUUUUA
Austrofundulus limnaeus is the source of this 2456-nucleotide messenger RNA. It is a transcript of the gene abraxas2, whose product is annotated as abraxas 2, BRISC complex subunit. Gene Ontology annotation, biological process: mitotic spindle assembly; attachment of spindle microtubules to kinetochore; protein K63-linked deubiquitination. Gene Ontology annotation, molecular function: microtubule binding; polyubiquitin modification-dependent protein binding. Lineage: Eukaryota; Metazoa; Chordata; Actinopteri; Cyprinodontiformes; Rivulidae. The record is from RefSeq and is a predicted model, not a curated record. The transcript is spliced from 9 exons. The coding region runs from base 36 to 1397 and encodes 453 amino acids. Gene Ontology annotation, cellular component: nucleus.